Sinocyclocheilus rhinocerous is the source of this 2602-nucleotide messenger RNA. It is a transcript of the gene arid3a, whose product is annotated as AT-rich interactive domain 3A. Gene Ontology annotation, molecular function: DNA binding. The transcript has 9 exons. Bases 365 to 1948 code for a protein of 527 amino acids. Gene Ontology annotation, cellular component: nucleus. The record is from RefSeq and is a predicted model, not a curated record. Lineage: Eukaryota; Metazoa; Chordata; Actinopteri; Cypriniformes; Cyprinidae. Gene Ontology annotation, biological process: regulation of transcription by RNA polymerase II.
GAGAGGUGCUUCAGAGAGAGCACCAGCCAUACUGUUUCUAUAGGCUGUCGUACGUUCGCGACUGUGAUUAAACAUUGCCUAAGAGAGCGUCGCGAGCGGGUUGUUUUUACAGGCAAAUCAGGAAUGUUUCUUCCGCUUCCCAAUAAAAAAAAAAAUUAAACGGAAGUUAAACUGGUAGGCCCCUGUGUGUGGGGGUCAUCUUCCCCUUAGCUGUCUGCUGGUGUCCGUCAAGUAGAAGACCAACACUUCCUGUUUCCUGAAGCCCUGCCUUCUGGAUCAGGUUUAUAGAAAGGGGUCCGGUCUGUUUUCGGCUGUUGGGGGAAGUGAAGGGGCCAGAAUCCUAGCGUGUCCUGUUUCCCAGGCAAUGAAGCUGCAGGCGGUGAUGGAGAACCUGCACAGACAGCAGAGAGCCAAACUGCUGAUGGAGCAGGCGGGGCAAUCGCAUAGCCCCGCCCCCGUAGGGGAGGGGCUGAAAGCAAUCUCUGUCUCUGAAACAGAGCAGGCGCAGAUGGCGGCGCUAGCAGCAAUGCGUGCAGUAGCAGCUGGACUUCAGAGGGCCGACAGCCCCAUGUCUGAACACAGCAGUGGAGGAGACGAAGUUGAUGAGGAGGAGGAUGAAGAGGAAGGGGAGGAGCAAUACAAAGAUAUGAUGGGGUCUGAGGAGGAAGAGCAGAUAAAACAGAAAUGGGAUGAAGAUGACUUUGAGGGUGAGAUGGAAGAAGACUAUGAUGACGAUUUAGGUGACGAAGUGCUACCGUCAGGCCGUGAGGCUGUUACCCCAGGCAGAGGCAUCCUUCUCUUACCCCACCGCCAUUUACACCCUCACUCCCAGCUGCUUAAGGCUCGGCCUGGUUCUGAAAGUGAACCGCGGGCAUUGACUCACUCCACACAUUCAUCCCACGGGCCGCUCCAUGGACAGGACCACGCAGACUGGACCUAUGAGGAGCAGUUCAGACAGCUCUAUGAACUGGACAGUGACCCAAAGAGGAAGGAGUUCCUGGACAAUCUGUUCAGCUUUAUGCAGAAGAGAGGGACUCCAGUGAACAGGAUUCCCAUCAUGGCCAAGCAGGUGCUGGACCUCUACAUGCUGUACCAGCUGGUGACAGAGAAGGGGGGGCUGGUGGAGGUCAUAAAUAAAAAGUUGUGGAGGGAGAUCACGAAGGGCCUGAACUUGCCGACCUCCAUCACCAGCGCUGCCUUCACUCUCAGAACACAAUAUAUGAAGUAUCUGUAUCCUUACGAAUGUGAGAAGAGGGGUCUCAGCAACCCCAAUGAGCUGCAGGCAGCCAUCGACAGUAACCGGCGAGAGGGACGCAGGCAGGGCUUCGGUAGCUCGCUCUUCACCUACUCGCCCAACGGGACACCCACAAUGCUCUCAUCACCCAAACUCUCCAUGCCACCCAUGGGCAUCGCCCUGCCCAGCAACGGAGCCUCAGUCUCAUCCUUACAGAGAAUUAAGAAAGAGGAUGACGGGGUUCAGACUCGUCUGCCUGCGUCUCUGGCCACUCAUUCGGUAGCUGCGGCCCAGGCUGCGGCUGCACAGGCGGCCACCAUCGCACAGGUAGCUGCACUGGAGCAGCUGCGGCACAAGCUGGAGUCCGGCGAGCCCCCAGAGAAAAAGAUUGCACUACCACUGGACGAACACCAGCGGCUACUGCAGAGAGCCCUUCAGCACAACCUGCUGGCCAUGACAGCACAGAUCCCCAUGAACAUCCGCAUCAACAACCAAGAGAGCAGGCAAGACUCAGCCUUGAACCUGACCACCAAUGGCCUAAACAGCAUCAGCAUGUCGUUGGAGCUCAAUGGAGUCGUCUACACCGGUGUUCUCUUCGCCCAAGCCGCAGCGCCGACCUCAUCAGGGGCAUCCAACAAAUCUUCCGCAGGCAACAGCGGGCCUCAAUCUGUUCACCACACACCUACCUCAUCCUCCAACAACCAGUCGCCUUAGCACCUCAGACUCUCUCUCCGUCAGUGCAAAACCAAAGCCAAAAAACCUCAGUUACUACAGAAGAUAUGCCAAAAAAAAAAAAAAAACAGGGCAGGAAUAACUGAAUCGUUCUCAACUUGAAGAACACUAGCUCAGGUCUUUUAUUUACACUCUCCUUUGUUCAGGAGUCAAAAGAAAUCUAAAAUAACAGCAGAGUUUAUUAUAAAGAUAAUGAUAUAAUGUAUAUGCAAAACCUGUGAAUAAUUUAUUUCUCUUUCUGUGAGCACACUGUCUGGCGUUAACAAGGCUGUAGGAUUCUGCUUUUUAGGGUUUUAUAAUCUCUGACUGACAAAAGCUUUUCAUUAAUAGGCAAACCGAUAACAAUAGUAUUAUUGUUAGAACGUGUGAUGCAAACAGCUUGAGGGUCUGAACUAAUAAUAUAUUGUUGUAGAUUUUAUUUUCUCUGUAUAUGUAUCCUGCAGUGCCUUGUGAAGGUGUUUCCUUAGCACAGUUUGAAUGCGCUGUUGACAGGCGAACGUCUGAACUUCAGCAUGAACACGAUACAAAGUGUGUAAUUGUCGGAAGUUUUGCUGUUUUUUGUUGCAAGUGUUCAGCUGUUUGGUUUCCAAUCUCAGAGCUUAAUAGCAGUCAAUGAAGAUUCAUUUUAAAGGGAUA